AAUAGAGCGCCGGGGAGUCCAAAGGUCCGAGUCGGGGGGCCCCUGAAACUCUUAGAGGAGGAGAGGGGAGGCGCUGAAAGGGACUCGAUACCGCCCCCCCUCCCCUCCGAAAAAAAAAAAAACGCCUGGAAGAAUUGCGCUCUGCCAGUGCGCCCUGCCUGCCAGUCGGAGGAUGGGGAUUUUUUUUCUCCAUUCAUCCACGUCCCCUUUUUUUUCCCUCCUCCUCCUCCUCCACCUCCUCCUCCUCCUCCUUUCAAACAACCUAGUCGGUCUGUCAAUGCGCUGCGAGCAUUAGGGCAAGUCAAACCAGUGGGAUUUUGAGGCAGAGAGACGGAUGAGAUAACGAACGAAGCGCUUUCCUCUGUCCGAGCAGCGACGCGUCCAGCUCUCCAAGCGAUGCGCUACACCACAUAGACGUCGAAUUCGCUCCUGGAAGGACUGAUGCUCGCAACUCGAACCGUGUUUUAUUUUUAUUUUUUUUAAAAUCACUUCACAAGUUUCGCGUCGGUCGACGUUAUUAGAGUGGACGUGCUUUUUUUUCCAGCUCUUUGGGUUGUUUCUCUCAGUUUUCUCGUGUUGUAGCUCGGACUGAUUCUUUGGAUUUAUCACCGAUUUGGAUCCUAACUUGAUUUCUUCCUCUUUUUUUUCUUCUUUUUUUUCCACCCACAUACAUAUAUAUUCUAUUUUCAAGGAUUAGAGGAUUUAAUGUUCAACCUGUUCUAUUUUUUGUUUUGUCCAAAGAGGCACAUAAGGAUUGUAAUGCGCACCGCCUGAGCCCGCCGUGCAUCAACACGUCUUUAUGAGGAUGGAGCUGUGGACGCGAGUGACAUCUUUUCCAUUUUAAACGCUUUACCUCCACAGUUUCGGCCUGAUAUCGACUGCCUCCCCGUAACCGACUGACAGUACUCCCUUUUUUGAGCCCAGCCUGACAUGUGGGAAGGCAGAUAUCCUUGCGAGAGAACAAGGUAAUGGGAGAGAAAUCACUCCGGAUCGACGCAGAGAACAAGGGAACACUGUUCGGAAAAAGACAAUUAGGGCGCACGGAACGGCAACAGAAAUAGCUCCCGGGGAGGCGAUUCGGGUUUUUUUUUUGUUGAGAAAUCUCGAUUCCGUGGAGUUACAUUUCAGCCGAGGAGUUGUUUUUUAUUUUAUUAUUCUCUCCCUGGGAAAAAGGACGACUAAUGACAAAUUAAUGGGAAAGUCAUGGGAUUGGCACUGAAAUAGCACGGCCGUGGACGCGCAGUAAAAAAAAAAAAAAAAAAAACGUCGCGAUCCAGACGCGCGGAUCGAACAAGUUUCUCCCGCACGCGUAAAAGUGUGCUUUCGGUGCGAUCCGGUACAAAUUUCGCCACAUUUCGGAUCCAUGAGGUCGCGUGCAGCGUGCUCUCCCCUCACAUUUUGACUGUCUCUCUGUACCUAUAGCCCGCUCGGCUGGAGCCGCACAUCCAUUGUUUUGAGAGUCUCUCUCCUCUGCUGCGGCGUUGAAAAAAAGAAAAGAAAGAGAGAAAGAAAGAAAGAAAGAAAAAACACACAUUCAAUCUCACCCAUUUCUUUUAAAUGGGGCUUCACGUGCUGGGUGUCAGGGUUGAGAUGGCGUGUCGGGGAAAUGGGAAUGGAUUGGUGAUCCUGCUGGUAUUCCUACUGGAUUUACUGGGGACGACGGCCAGCAACAUGGAGCCCAUCUACUGGAAUUCCUUGAACGAAAGGUUCAGGGACGACAAGGGCUACGUCCUGUACCCUCAGAUCGGGGACCGGCUGGACCUCAUCUGCCCCGCGCUGGACACCCCCAGGUCCACGCCCGAGUACGAGUUCUACAAGCUGUACCUGGUGUCGUCGCGGGAGCAGGCGGACCGCUGCGAGGUGAUGGGAGCGCCCAACAUCGUGCUCACCUGCGACGAGCCCACCCGCGAGCGUCGCUUCACCAUCAAGUUCCAGGAGUUCUCGCCGAACCUCUGGGGCCACGAGUUCAAGAGCAUGCACGACUACUACAUCAUCGCUACGUCAGAUGGGACGCGUCAAGGCCUGGAUAGCAUGAGAGGCGGAGUGUGCGCCACGCAAGGCAUGAAGGUGGUCCUGAAAGUGGGACAGAGCCCGUACGGACUCCCUCCGAAGAAGGAGCCGCCAGCGGGACGCACCACCAGCAGAAACCCAGGCGGCGCUGGGAACUCCACCCAACCCCAAAGACCGUUCGGGGACGAAGGCAGAGGUGAGAAUGGGCCCCUCCAACCCUCCAACAUCGCCCUCAUCGCCGGCGCCGCCGGAGGCUCCGCCUUCCUCCUGCUGGUCACCGCCGUCAUCUGCGCCGUGUGCUACCGGCGGCGGCACGCCAAGCACUCGGACACCCACCACCCGCCGCUGUCGCUGUCCUCCCUCACCAGCCCCAAGCGGGGGGGCGGCGGCGGCAUCACCAGCUCCAACAACAACGGCUCCGAGCCCAGCGACAUCAUCAUCCCGCUGCGGACGUCGGACUCGGCCUACUGCCCGCACUACGAGAAGGUGAGCGGGGACUACGGACACCCCGUCUACAUCGUCCAGGAGAUGCCGCCCCAGAGCCCGGCCAACAUCUACUACAAAGUAUGAGAGGGCCCGACUUGGACCGGCCUCCCUCCACCCGUCUCCAACCGACCCCCCCCGCCUCCACCCCAACGACCACACUCCCCCAAACCAAACGCUCCAAAUGAAGCCACAGCGACGCUUGCCAUCACAGCUCCAACCCUCAAACCUCCCUCAAUACUACCAGUAUUGUCCCCUGGACCCCCCCACUCAUCGCCCCCCGCCUUCCCCCCCUCCCACCCUCCACCCUCCAGGGGCCACAGUUGUGUUUCUAGCAGAACAAACCACCCCGCCCCAAAGUGUGCGUAAAAGGGCAACCGUACGUAACCCUUCUUAACGAGGCCCUCACGAAAUGGGCAACACCCCCCACCCCCUCUUCUUCUUCUCGUUAACUCACAGCUUAACGAGCCCCACCCGUGCUGAAUUGAAGAGUUGCCCCGCCCCCCCAACCCCACCCCCCGCAAAUGGAAGUGUGCUCUUUUUUUUUCUAGGAGACUUUGAGGCUUCGAUGGGACGUUUUAAAAGAAAUAAAAAUGAGAAAAAAAAAGAACUUAACAAAAGAGGAGAAAUAAAAAAAACCCUCACUUAGCACCGGAGAACUCUGAUUCGCGGAGGCCCCUAGUUCACCCCCCCCCCCCCCCACCCCGACUCCCACAUCCUCCCCAACCACCCCACCCCACCCCUCGGAGCUCCACCAUCAGCCCACCAGAGACCGGCCCCCCCCAGCCGCUAACUCAACAGUAGGAUUUCUAGUUUGUGUUAGUCCGUCUCUCCUGAGGAAUAACGAGGGGCCUCGGACUUAAAGCCAAUCAGCGCGUCCGAGCUGCGGUCACAUGACCGAGCCCGGGCCUCGAGGAGGUCCGACCAAUCGGUGACACUCAGAAUCUUGUAUAUUUUAAUAAAAGCGUGUGUGUGAUUGUGUGUGUUUGUGUGUGUGUGUGUGCGAGUGGGCAUACGGAUAAUAAUUAUGGCGCUGCUGCUCCACAUUAGACGUGUGUGUGCUUCAGUACAGCAAGUUUGCAUAUGCGCGUGUAUGUGUGUGUGUGUGUGUGUGUGUGUGUGUGUGUGCGUGGGAUUUAGUUUGUGUGUGCGCUUUGUGUGUGAGUUCUUUAGACUUGUCUUAAAUACCAAAACACAAAAUAGUGAGCGAAUAUCAAAAAAAAAAAGUGAGAUUUUUUAUCGCUAUCGACACUUAUAGAUUAUAUAUAUGAAUAUCCAGUAAAUAAUUUCUAGAUGUUUUUUUUUCUAUUAUUUCUACCCACUCUGUUGAUCUACACUUCUGUCGCUAGACUUUUUUUUUAUUAUCUGCUGUUUCCUUAAACCUUGUUUCCCCUCCCUUUCCCUUUUUAAGUUGUAUAUUAAUUUAAUCCCCAUUUUUUUUAUUUUUUUUUUUUAUCAUUUUUUUCCGGCGAACAGAGGUUGUUUCCUCUCUCAUUCACUCCCUCCCUUCCUCCUCCCUUCCUCCCUCCUUCCCUCCUUCCCUCCUUCCCUCCCUCCCUCCCCUCUAGGGUCUCUGAACUCUGUGUAUAUUUUUAUAGCUCCUUGUACUACGCCGUAGUUUUGAAGUUUAGACCUCGUUUGUGGAAGUGUUGAGGUAGAAACCAUCUAUGAAAGCUUUUUCUUUUUUUGUUGUGUUUUUUUUUUUUUUUCCAAACUCUUUUUUUUAAAUUU
Mugil cephalus (flathead mullet) is the source of this 4224-nucleotide messenger RNA. RefSeq names its product ephrin-B3b (gene efnb3b). NCBI's taxonomy places the organism in Eukaryota, Metazoa, Chordata, Actinopteri, Mugiliformes, Mugilidae. The transcript is spliced from 5 exons. Gene Ontology annotation, molecular function: ephrin receptor binding. The record is from RefSeq and is a predicted model, not a curated record. Gene Ontology annotation, biological process: axon guidance; ephrin receptor signaling pathway. Gene Ontology annotation, cellular component: plasma membrane. Bases 1558 to 2580 code for a protein of 340 amino acids.